Rotaria sordida is the source of this 294-nucleotide messenger RNA. The record is from the annotation of a GenBank genome assembly. Lineage: Eukaryota; Metazoa; Rotifera; Eurotatoria; Philodinida; Philodinidae.
AUGACACUCUUGAGUCAGUUUUUUUUUGCUCGUUAUAUAAAGCUUAUUUUUGUCCUCAGAGCACAUUUUGUCUAUCAUCGAUAUUACAUGGGAAACAGAAGUAGCAACAAAAAUGAAUCAUCUUCCUAUGCUGAAGUUGAAAUAGCUGGAAGCAAUGGAGGUAACAACUGUUGCGAUUCAAAAGGAAAACGAAUGGCUCGUGGAGCGUUCAUGGCAAUUAAUCCAGCAGGAGCAUUAAUUGCAAGAGCAAUUCGAUCGUCGAAGAAUUCCAAUCAGAGUAACACUACCCGUUGA